UGCCAAAUGUAGUAAAGUGAAUGUUGCAUAUGAGGAAAACUAAAGCAUCAAGGUAUGAAGAAAAAUUCUAAAAACAAGAACUCCAGGGCUUCUGAUAUAGAAGUUAACUUCGUGAAUGCUGAACAGGAAAGAAAUGAGAGUCAAAAUAACUUUGUUGAACAGCUGCCUGUGGAAGUCACGCUUAAAAUCUUCAGUCAGCUAGACAUUCGGAGUUUGUGCAGGGCUUCCAUGACGUGCAAGAGCUGGAAUUAUGUGAUAAGAAAGAAUGAUUCCUUAUGGAAAUCCCACUGCUUGACCGUAAGAGCUGUGUGCCAAAGAGAAAUAGAUGACGACCUAGAAAAUGGCUAUUCCUGGAGGGUAAUACUACUAAGGAAUUACCAGAAGAGUAAAGUGAAACAUGAAUGGCUAAGUGGCAGAUACAGCAACAUAUGUUCUCCAGUUAGCCUACCAGAGAAAAUCAUGUACCCCAUGGAUGCAGAUACAUGGGGGGAGAUUCUAGAAGCAGAACUGGAAAGAUAAGCAGAAAAAAAAAAUCAGAAACAGAUCUCCCAAUUUGGAGAGUUUAAAAUGACUCUGAGCUUGUUGUGUGAGGUUUACCUUAAUCUGCUUAUUUUCUGUCACCUUUUAAUAUUUAAAAGUGAAAAUAGUAUAAUAGUAAAAUUUUAUUUUUCUUUUGCACUAAAGUAAAAAUAUUUUCUGAUUUUAUUGUAAUGUGGAAAUCAUGAAGUGUUAUUUUUACAAGAAAUAUUGAUGGACUUGUUUCCGGAUGCAGCAUGUUUUGGUGUUAGUAUGUCACAGGACUCUCAAUGAUAGAAUUUGACUGGUAUUUUCAACUUAAUGAUAGUUUGAAAGCUCGGGAAAUCACUUGAAGAAACUGACUUUAAGAUUCAUUAACUGGUAGAAAUAACCAGUCUCCUAGGAAAACCAACUAAAUAAAAUGAACAUAUUUCCAUGACUAGUAAACUUAUUUCAAUAACUUUAAAAUUUUCAUUUCAGUGGACUUCAGAUCGAAUUGUCAAAUAGUGAACAUGUCCUAAAAUUUGUUAAACCUGUGAUUUAGUUUAAAAUUAAAUCUUUAGGCAUAAAGCUUGUCCUAUUACUUUCCUACAAACUGGGGGUUGCUUUCAUGGGGCAGAAAAUAUAUGGAAAGCUUUCAGAAUAACGGCAUCAGAAGUGCCAUCCUGUUUGAUGGUGGCUGAACCUUCCAACAUCCUUAUAGCGCCAUCUAGUGUACUUCUCCUAGAUACCAAGACAAAAGGACCAAGUUCCUUAGCUUCCAUAGUGAAAAGAAAGAAAAGUAAUAUUUUUAAGAAACCUCAAAAUAAUUGUUUUUGUAAAGUUUAGGUGUGCAGAAAAAUUUGUUUCUUUUAAAAUCAAAUUAUAUAUGUCUCACUACAGUAGCUUUAUCACUCUAAAUCUCUGGUCAGCAUCAUAGUAAAAAGUGUCUAAAGUGUUUUAAUUAGUUGAGGUUUUCUUCUUAUAAUUUGCUCCAUAG
This is a messenger RNA of Ochotona princeps (American pika), 1495 nucleotides long. RefSeq names its product F-box protein 48 (gene FBXO48). Gene Ontology annotation, biological process: SCF-dependent proteasomal ubiquitin-dependent protein catabolic process. The record is from RefSeq and is a predicted model, not a curated record. Gene Ontology annotation, molecular function: protein binding. Gene Ontology annotation, cellular component: SCF ubiquitin ligase complex. Lineage: Eukaryota; Metazoa; Chordata; Mammalia; Lagomorpha; Ochotonidae.